This is a messenger RNA of Letharia columbiana, 588 nucleotides long. RefSeq lists its product as uncharacterized. The record is from RefSeq and is a predicted model, not a curated record. The transcript is spliced from 3 exons. Bases 1 to 588 code for a protein of 195 amino acids. Lineage: Eukaryota; Fungi; Ascomycota; Lecanoromycetes; Lecanorales; Parmeliaceae.
AUGCCUGGCCGCAGAGCGGAUACAGACAGUGAAGAAGGCAACGCAAAGGAAGAAAGCAGAGAGGGGGAAGACGAAGAAGGUGAAGCAAAUGAACAUCAUCGGGAGGAUUGCGAAGACGAAAAAGGCAAAGCACAUGAGAUAGAUGAAGAAGACGAAAAAUGCGACAUGACUUACAACGCAACGUGUGGUGGUUGUGAUAAGUGCAUGCGUUGUUCAAGCUUCGAUUACCGCUCAGCAUGCGUCAAGAAAGCCUCAAAGACCCACCUACGACACCGGUUCGAAACGCUCUAUGAGCCAGAGUCUCAUAUCUUUGCCAAGUCGGAGGCGAUGAACAUGGCAGCAGGAGCUAUGGUCACGAUGAUUGAAGAACAGACCGCUCAGAGCGAGUAUCAGGUAUCAUACCAUACAAUACCCAAAGGACGUAAAGCAAGUGAGUUCUUAGGACUUCUUGGGUUACGAGGAUACGUACCAGACAGUCCCAUGAACGUUUUCAUCGACCAAUGCACAGGGGAUGUGGUGAUGGAAGAGAAGGGCCAUGGAGAGGCAUGCCACCUGGGCCGCCGCACACUGUCAUCAACGCUUACAUGA